AUGGCUGAGACUUUGGACCACGGUGGAGUUCCAGCUAGUGACGAUGGUGGUGGCCGUCCAUCUAGAGAUCAUCCAAACAAUAUCUCCGACAUGUUUCCAAGCAACUUCCCCGAGGGUUUGCGAGUGUUAGUAUUCGAUGAAGAUCCUGCGUAUCUUCUCAUAUUGGAGAGGCAUCUCCAAGAGUUUCAAUACCAAGUGACUACAUGCAAUGAAGAAGGUGUUGCUAUAUCUCUACUCCGCAACAAUAAGUUCGACAUUGCUAUGAUACAAGCUAAUAAUUCAAAUGGUGAUAGGAUCCGGUGUAUCUCGGAAAUCGGAUCAGAAAUGGAUCUUGCAAUAAUCAUGAUAUCUAAAGACGACUCGAUACAAUCGGUGGUCAAGUGGAUGAGUACCGGUGCUAUUGACUAUCUCAUAAAACCGAUAAGACCCGAUGAUUUGCGGAUAAUAUUUAAACACGUGGUAAAGAAGAUGCUAGGAAGGAGGAGUCUUGUGACCGUAGAGGCAGAAGAGAAAGCAGCAGGUGAGAAGUCAUCCUCGGUGGGAGAUUCCACCAUAAGAAACCCUAACAAGAGACAACGAAGUAGUUCCCCUAAUGCAGAAGUCAACGAGGAGGAUCAUAAUGAUCAUGAUCGUGUUUGUGCUUCUAGCUCCAAGAAAAGACGGGUCGUGUGGGACGGUGAGCUUCACAAAAAGUUUCUAGACGCCGUGAAUUUUCUGGGACACCAUAAAGCUGUUCCCAAGAAAAUUUUAGAGAUCAUGAAUGUUGAAAACAUCAGUCGAGAAAACGUAGCCAGCCAUCUCCAGGUAACGUUUCUUAUUGUAUGUAUACUACACAUCAUUAUAUUGUUCAACAACCAAUACAUAAAAUCAGUCCAUUAG
This is a messenger RNA of Camelina sativa (false flax), 879 nucleotides long. It is a transcript of the gene APRR4, whose product is annotated as pseudo-response regulator 4. The record is from RefSeq and is a predicted model, not a curated record. NCBI's taxonomy places the organism in Eukaryota, Viridiplantae, Streptophyta, Magnoliopsida, Brassicales, Brassicaceae. Gene Ontology annotation, molecular function: DNA binding. Gene Ontology annotation, biological process: phosphorelay signal transduction system; cytokinin-activated signaling pathway.